AUGAUCGUAUUACCCCUACUACUCGCCAUUGCAAGUGCAAGCUUGGUGACACCAACCGCAGCAACCAUCCCACGCGCGUGUGUGGGCAAGGCGAACCAGGAGUUGCCGUUCUGCAAUACGUCACUAUCGACUGCCGACCGAGUUGAAGACCUGCUAUCCCGACUGCCCCUGCAGGAGAAGGCGACGCUACUCACGGCGCGCGCCAGUCCUCGAGGCAACAUGAGCAGCAUCGGACUGCCGGAAUACAACUGGGGCGCCAACUGCGUGCACGGAGUGCAGUCGACGUGCGGCACCAACUGCCCCACGUCGUUCCCGAACCCCGUGAACCUCGGCGCCAUCUUCGACCCGCAAGUGGUGUUCGACAUGGCGCAGGUCAUCGGGUGGGAGCUGCGCGCGCUGUGGCUGGAGGGAGCGACGGAGAACUACAAGGGCGGCCCGCACCUGGGCCUCGACUGCUGGUCGCCCAACAUUAACAUCAACCGAGACCCGCGGUGGGGGCGCAACACGGAGACCCCGUCGGAGGACCCGCUCGUGAACAGCAAGUACGGCGUCGCGUACACUCGCGGGCUGCAAGAGGGCAAGCGCCAAGACCCGCGGUUCCUGCAGGCGGUGGUCACCCUCAAGCACUACGCCGCGUACUCGUACGAGAACUACGGCGGCGUGAACCGCAUGGAGUUCGACGCCAUCGUGUCGCCGUACGACUUCGCGGACACGUACUUCCCGGCCUUCCGCUCGUCGGUGGUCGACGGCAACGCGAAGGGCGUCAUGUGCUCGUACAACAGCGUGAACGGCAUCCCGAUGUGCGCGAACAAAGAGUUGGUCGAGACGCUGCUGCGCGGCACGCUGGGCUUCGACGGCUACGUCACGAGCGACUCCGGUGCUGUGGAGGCCAUCUCGGACAUGCACCACUAUGCCGACUCGCAGUGCGAAGCCGCUCGACUGGCCAUUCUCGCGGGGACGGACAUCAACAGCGGCAAGUCGUACGAGGCGUGUCUGAAGACGCUGGUGGACGACAACCAGCUGGAGGAGAAGGCUCUGGAUGACGCGCUGCGCCACACGCUGAAGCUGCGGUUCGAGCUCGGACUCUUCGAUCCCAUCGACGACCAGCCGUACUGGAACGUGACGCCCAGCGAGGUGAACACGGCGGCGGCCAAGGCGUUGAGCCUGAACGCGACGCGGAAGUCGCUGGUGAUGCUCCAGAACAACGCGUCCGUGCUGCCUCUGCAGAAGGGCGUGAAGCUGGCGGUGCUGGGCCCGCACGCCAAGUCGAAGCGCGGGCUGCUCGGCAACUACCUGGGUCAGAUGUGCCACGGCGACUAUGACGAGGUGGGGUGUGUGCAGACGCCGCUGGACGCCAUUCGUGCUGCUAACGGAGCGUCCAACACGACUUUCGCCGAAGGCUGCGGGAUCAGCGGCAACUCAACUGCGGGCUUCGAGAAAGCUGUGGCCGCCGCGAAAGAGGCCGACGCCGUCGUGCUGUUCCUGGGCAUCGACAAGUCGAUCGAGGGUGAGGUGGGCGACCGCAACAACAUCGACCUACCAAACAUCCAGAUGCAGUUGCUACAGCGCGUGCACGCCGUGGGCAGACCCACCGUCGUGGUACUGAUCAAUGGUGGCGUGAUCGGCGCCGAAGAGAUCAUCGAGCGGACGGACGCACUCGUGGAGGCGUUCUAUCCUGGCUUCUUCGGAGCGCGGGCGAUGGCGGACGUGCUCUUCGGCGAUACCAACCCGAGCGGCAAGCUGCCUGUGACCAUGUACCGGUCCGACUACGUUGACCAAGUGGAGAUGAAGAGCAUGGACAUGACGGCGCACCCGGGUCGGACGUAUCGGUACUUCAAGGGGGAGCCCGUGUUCCCGUUCGGAUGGGGUCUGAGCUACACGACGUUCUCGCUGUCUGUGGACAGCGGGACCAACUCGAGCUCUCACAGCAACAACGCGGCGUUCUCGGGCGGAGAGGUGUCAGACACUGCGAACGUGACGAUCUCGGUGGUGGUGAAGAACGACGGCGAGGUGGCGGGUGACGAGGUGGUAUUAGCGUUCUUCCGGCCAGUGAACUCGAACGUGACAGGUCCUGCUACGUUGCUGAACGAGCAGCUUUUCGACUACCAGCGCGUGAGUUUGGGACCGUUGGACAGCACCGAGGUGAGCUUCACGAUUGAGCGGAGCACGCUGGCUUUGCCGGAUGAGGAGGGCAACUUGGCGAGUUUCCCUGGGUCGUACGAGGUAAUCGUGAGCAACGGUGUGAAGGAGCGGUUGAGAUUCAGUGUGGAGGUGGCUGGCGGUGAAGUGAUUCAUCGAGACCAAGUGCAGCCGUUCCCGUUGUCAGGUAAGUCGGUGGCCUCCGUUUCCGUUGGGAGCAAGGCUCAACCAUGCGGUAUUAUUGUGUGCUUGCUGCUAACAAUUUCGCUGUUAGCCUAG
Molecule: messenger RNA, 2418 nt
Organism: Phytophthora sojae
Lineage: Eukaryota; Oomycota; Peronosporomycetes; Peronosporales; Peronosporaceae
Exons: 1
Coding region: 1-2418 (805 amino acids)
Biological process (GO): arabinan catabolic process; xylan catabolic process
Cellular component (GO): plant-type cell wall
Molecular function (GO): alpha-L-arabinofuranosidase activity; xylan 1,4-beta-xylosidase activity
Source: RefSeq, a predicted model, not a curated record